Messenger RNA from Drosophila innubila, 1453 nucleotides. RefSeq lists its product as uncharacterized. Gene Ontology annotation, molecular function: acyltransferase activity. The transcript is spliced from 3 exons. The record is from RefSeq and is a predicted model, not a curated record. Lineage: Eukaryota; Metazoa; Arthropoda; Insecta; Diptera; Drosophilidae. The coding region runs from base 62 to 1246 and encodes 394 amino acids.
AUCGAAAUUUUCAAAUAACAACAACAGAAAGAAGGAAUAUCGAACUCAAUUCUGCGUCGCAAUGUCAGCAAUAUUGUGCUCACGAUGGCCAAAAAGCAUAUGGCAUUUUGUGCGUCACUGCAGCUUCAAGCUAAAUCCAAAGGCUGUAGUUAUAGCUGCAGCCGUGCGUACGCCCAACACUGUGCAGAUGACACAUGCAAAUGAGGAGCAUCAAUUGACCGGCAUGGUCAUUGAUGAGCUGGUCAAACGUACUGCAGUGCCUCGAGAUGAAUUCAAGAAGCUCAUUGUCUGCUCCUCCAGUGACAUGACGAGCAACGACACGCUCAGCAGCAUGGCCAAGAAUCUGGGACUGAAAAGCUGCCAAACGCACGUUAUCAAAGACGUUUCGUGCUCCGUAAGUGGUUUGCAAAUGUCAUUGGAAUGCCUGCAGCGGGAUGAGGAGGACUGGAUCAUCUUGGGCGACACACGGGCCAACAUUCAGCAUCAGACAGGGAAUAUUGUCGCCAGCGAACUAAUGACCGCUGCUGUGCCCAUGAAAAAACCACCAGUUGCAUUGGAAAAUAUGAAGAAUUCUUCUCCAGGGGCUGCAGCACUUGCAUUGACCACCGCUCAAAUGGCCGAGCGUCUGCAACUACAGCCCUUGGCUUUGGUACGAGAAUUCUUCAUCGAACAGGAUAAUUUACAGGCGAUAUUUCGUCUAAACAACACUAAGCCUAUUCAACUAAAGGAUGUGCACUCCUGGGAGCUGGUUGUACAGCAACAGCAGCAUGACAACCUCAACAUGUUGGUCGAUCUCAACGUAAACGAUGUGCACACUCAUGAUGUGAGCCAAAUAACUGCCAGCCAUUUAUUGACCCACACUGUGCACUCUUUGCCAGCCGGCAGUUUGGGCUGUGUCAUCAUGGAGUCUGCCAACGGGGAAUGCUUGCUGAUGGUGCUAGAGAAACUCAUUCCUAAGCCCGAGAGCUUACCUCAACUCACGCUCUACACGAAGGAACCUUGUCCACUUUGUGAUGAUCUUGUGGCACAGCUGGAGCACAACUUUGCCGGCGAGUUUGAGCUGAAAAAAGUGUUUAUUGAUCGUAAAGAGAAUGUGCGAUAUUUACGACUAUUUCGCUACGAUAUACCAGUUCUAUUUCUCAAUGGACAGUUUCUCUGCAUGCACCGGCUGAAUGAGGAAGUGCUCCGCGAGAGAUUGGUGGCCAUAAAGAGCGUAGGCGCAGGAGCAGAAGCAAAGAAAACAUAAGUAACAAACUGUUGAGUCGUGUUUAUAUAUCGCAAAACCAAGAUUGGUGGCCAUAAAGAGCGUAGAAGCAGAGGAAAAGAGUACACAAUGAGUCAUAAAUGAGUCGUUUUUAUACCUCACAAGCCAAAUUCUCAGUAUUACAUAAGUUUUCUCACCUAUUGUUAUAUUUCAUAAACCAAAUUCGCAGUAUUACCUAAAAUAUUUCAC